Molecule: messenger RNA, 2182 nt
Organism: Carassius auratus (goldfish)
Lineage: Eukaryota; Metazoa; Chordata; Actinopteri; Cypriniformes; Cyprinidae
Product: C5a anaphylatoxin chemotactic receptor 1-like
Exons: 2
Coding region: 142-1197 (351 amino acids)
Biological process (GO): positive regulation of cytosolic calcium ion concentration; complement receptor mediated signaling pathway; phospholipase C-activating G protein-coupled receptor signaling pathway
Cellular component (GO): plasma membrane
Molecular function (GO): complement component C5a receptor activity; G protein-coupled receptor activity
Source: RefSeq, a predicted model, not a curated record
CUUACACAACAUUGCUAAGGAAAAGGCUUGGCAAACAGCGCUUUGCAAUAAUUUCCUGGCUAUAAGGGGUGCAAAAAUAGACGAGCUGAAUCACAUCCUGUGCAGCAGUCCAGCACUUCACAGCCAGAAACUCUGAGAGAAAUGGGGGAAGCUGACAUUUCAACUGAUUAUUCUAAUAUCGACUGGUGGGAGGGGAAUCCAAACUCCACCCCUUUUGUGCUCCCCACUGAACCGCCACUGUCCAGGAUUGGUUCCCGGCACUGGUUCGCUCUGGUCUGCUACCUCAUUGUGUUCCUGCUGGGUGUCCCGGGGAACGCUCUGGUGGUGUGGGUGACCGCGUUCCGAAUGCCGAACUCUGUGAACGCACAGUGGUUUCUGAAUCUGGCCAUCGCGGAUCUGCUGUGCUGCUUAUCGCUGCCUCUCCUCAUGGUGCCGCUCGCCCAGGACCAGCACUGGCCUUAUGGUGCUUUAGGUUGCAAAUUACUCAGUGGUUUGCUCUACAUGAUGAUGUACUGCAGCGUUCUGCUCCUGGUCGUGAUCAGCUUGGACCGUUUCCUUCUGGUGACCAGACCGGUGUGGUGCCAGAACCACAGGAACACGAGGCAGGCCCGCUGCGUCUGUUUGGUCGUCUGGAUUCUCUCUCUCCUGGCUGGUUCUCCUCAGUUUGCUCACAUGGAAAUCCAUAAAGAGAGCAAUACUAAAACAUCAUGCAAAGGCAUCUACAGUGACGCAGGUUAUGCAUGGUCUGUAACUCUUACCCGCUGUUUUCUGUCUUUUCUGCUGCCUUUCCUGAUCAUCUGCAUCAGCCAUUGGAAGGUUUUCCGCGCAACGAGCUCUGGACGAAGCAACGACAAGUCGGCCCGGACGCUACGUGUCAUCCUGGCAUUGGUGCUCAGCUUCUUUCUGUGCUGGCUUCCUUUGAACAUUGUGGAUAUUAUGAUGUUAAUGACAGAAGGACGAUCAGAAAGUUUUAUAGCCAACCUGAAUCUAGCCCAUGUGCUGACGCUCUGCUUGGCUUACAUUAACAGCUGUCUGAACCCGCUGCUCUAUGUAUGUCUUGGCCGCGGUUUUAAGGAAAAUCUGAUUAGCUCGCUGCGAAGUGUGCUUCACUUCGCAUCUGAGGCACCAAUUCAUAGAAUCAGCACGACUGCCAUCAGUAAGUCAACCACAGACGGGUUCAGAGAGAGGCCCUUGUGAAAUUUUUGCGAGGAGAUAUGGAUAGUAAUCUUUGUCUUCAGAUACCACUCUCUAGAAUCAUUUGUAGGUUUAAAUAAUCAUUUUAUCAUGACUGCAAAAUGCUGCACACCAAAGAUAUACCAAUUUGUCUACCAGUAUUGUUCUACUGUAUUAACAACAACCUUUUUUAACAUCCGUUACAUUCACACACACAUUUUGCAAACACCAAUUCAUAACCAGGUCAUGUCACAGCUAAGCAAAAACAGCAGUGCAUACUUUACUAUAGGUUUGUUUGCAUGCACAAAUUUUCACCAAUCGGAAUUAAUCCAAUUUGAUUUCAGAUUCUGGAAGCUGUGUUUAUAUGAACAUAUCUAUGUUAUAUAAGUAGCUAUGUCAGAAGAGAUAUAAUAAGUAAAUUAGUCAAAUUUGGAAACUACUUAUACACUGAUCAGUUCAUCAGACAUAUGCAAAAAACAUAUAUAAGUAAACACUCAUAUUUUAGUUUGAGUUAUUUUAGUGGGACUGGGGGGGUGGUGGUUGGGUGCGGUUGGUUGGUGGUUAAGGUAGUUACACAAUCCAAAUGUCAAAACUCAAAAUAUGCUAUUUACAUCCUUAAAAUACACAUUUUACAGUCACUGUUAUGUAUACUGAUCAUAAACACAGCUAAAAAGCCAGUGGCCAUGACAAAACAAAACUUAACAUGAAACUUUUUUUAUCAAUGCAAAAUCUUUCAAUACAAGCAUUUCAGUCAAAUGUAAUUUACAAUUAUUAUUAUUUUUAUUUUUAUUUGUUGCUGGCCUGGGCAAAAGAGUCUAACGCUGCAUUAAGGGCACAUAUUCUCUUCAUAUACUUCAUAUGCUGAUAACGCUAUUUAACUAUGCCUAAAUAUUUUCAUUUACUCCCUUAAUAUUUCUCUUGUGGCACGAACAUGGGCUACUGUAAUAAAUAAAUAAAUAAAUGAAUAAAUAAAGAGAGAGAGAGAGAGAGAGAGAGAGAGAGAGAGAGA